AAAAACCCUUUUCUCUCUCCUCUUCGUUCGUUCUCUCUCUCUCUAAAGCCCACCGUUGUGAAGAAAGCUUAAAACGCAAAACCCACAUAUUCGAAUACCCAUUUCGUUAUCGUCCAAGAACCCUCCACCCAAGAAAGAAAGAAAAGCAGCCUCCAUGAAAAUAAAGAACAAAGGCAAAGUCCAUCCAUCUCCAUCUUCUUCUUCUUCCGAUGGGGACUUUUUUGAGGUCUUCAACUAUCUUCCAGUCGCGAUAUUGGCUCUCAUCUCUGUUCUGACCGCUGACGAUCGAGAGGUUUUGGCCUUCAUGAUGAGGAGAUCCAUGGAAACCUCAUCGACCUCGUCUGUCGUUUCUGGAAAUAAAUUUUCCAAGAGAGCUCCAAAGAAAUCCACUGCUCCACGCGCCAGUUCUGGUAGCGCGUGUGUUCACUCGCCACCGUCUUUUACUUGCUUCGAUUGUUACAUGAGUUACUGGGACCGGUGGAACUCGUCGCCGAACGGGGAGCUGAUUCACCAGGCCAUUGAGGCUUUUGAAGAGCAAUUGGCUAACGGGGAAAAAUCCUGCAAGAACGUCAAAGGGAAGAAGAGGGAAAAAAUCGGCCGUCAGUCGUCGGACAAGCCUGUGAAUGUUGUUGCCCCGCCGUUGCCGGAAGUUCUUCCUCUGCCGAUUGAUGAGGGGUCUUCUGCGGCUCCGACGACGUCUGGGAGUGACGAGGUGGAAGCAGCGGAGGGAAGGGGAGAGCCAUCGCGGACUGAGGAUGAGACGGCGGUGGUGAUUGUUCCGUCGCCGCCACCGAGCAACCGCAAGGGUUUGGCCCGGAAGGUAUGGCCGGACGUAUUAGGGUUAUUCAAUUCUCGUUUAUGGAGUCUUUGGGGUCCACGUUAGAAAUUCAGAAAAUAAAAAAGAGAGGAUAUUUCGAUAUUUU
Molecule: messenger RNA, 923 nt
Organism: Cucurbita maxima (winter squash)
Lineage: Eukaryota; Viridiplantae; Streptophyta; Magnoliopsida; Cucurbitales; Cucurbitaceae
Exons: 1
Coding region: 155-883 (242 amino acids)
Source: RefSeq, a predicted model, not a curated record